Guyanagaster necrorhizus is the source of this 943-nucleotide messenger RNA. RefSeq lists its product as uncharacterized. Gene Ontology annotation, molecular function: translation elongation factor activity; guanyl-nucleotide exchange factor activity. Gene Ontology annotation, biological process: translational elongation. The coding region runs from base 1 to 678 and encodes 225 amino acids. Gene Ontology annotation, cellular component: eukaryotic translation elongation factor 1 complex; cytosol. The record is from RefSeq and is a predicted model, not a curated record. The transcript has 6 exons. NCBI's taxonomy places the organism in Eukaryota, Fungi, Basidiomycota, Agaricomycetes, Agaricales, Physalacriaceae.
AUGUCCAUCGAUCUCGGCUCGCUUGAGGCGCACUUGGCGACCAGGUCCUAUGUUGAAGGAUACACUCCUUCUCAGGCCGAUGUUCAUGUUUAUAAGGCCAUUUCCUCUUCGCCAGGCGAUUCUUACCCUAACGUAACGAGGUGGUACACCCACAUCAACUCUUAUGCCGCGGAGCAUGGUUCUCUCCCCGGAUCCAGCACUGCGGGAGAAGCAUUCUUCACGGCCGUAGCCGCCUCCGCGGCUGAGGAUGACGAUGAGGUUGAUCUGUUCGGCGACGAUGACGAGGAAGAAGAUGCGGAGGCAGAGCGUGUCAAGGCAGAGCGUGUCGCCGCUUACCACGCCAAGAAGGCUAACAAGCCUAAGACGAUCGCCAAGUCUGUCGUCACCAUGGACGUCAAGCCUUGGGAUGAUGAGACGGACAUGAAGGCUCUUGAAGAGGCCGUUCGUUCCAUCGAGCAAGACGGCCUUGUUUGGGGCGCUAGUAAACUUGUUGCGAUCGGUUACGGCAUCAGGAAAUUGCAGAUCACUCUUGUCGUUGAGGAUGAAAAGGUCUCCACCGACGAACUCCAGGAAAAGGUUCAAGAAUUCGACGACUACGUCCAGAGCACCGAUAUUGCCGCCAUGCAGAGUAUGUUUCUGUUUCCUGUCUUCGAACUUUUUCUGAUAUGGUUUGUAUAAGAAUUGUAAAUCGGCCACCUACGUGAGAAUAAUCUGUGCCACAGAGCAUUACCAAGUUGCGCUUUUAGUCAUUUGCAGUGAGAUAAGUAAAAGUCAUUUGUACCACCGUGUCAUUCCAAGCCUUGAGUGCCAGUAUACGGAAUGAUCUGUUCAUCGAGGUACCGAAAGCUGAUCUCGGACUUUCUCUUGGCCUUUGGCCCAGAUGCCGGAGGCGAGCUUCUGGCGACCGGAAAUGAAAUAUCUCAAGAGAUCCCGAGUUAAUGCA